AUGACACCAUUUCAAGCUUUGUAUGGAUAUGAACCACCUUCUGUUAAAAUCUAUCUUCCAGGGUCUACAUCAGUUGCUAAUGUGGACCAAGACUUGAGGAAUAGGGAUGAGUUGUUGACAGUACUCAAGAAGAACCUGGAAAAAGCUCAAUCUAGAAUGAAGAAGUAUUAUGAUUUGAAACACACUGAAAGGAAGUUUGAAGUAGGCGACUUGGUUUAUUUGAAGCUCCAACCUUAUAGGCAGCAGUCAGCCCACAAAAGGGUGUUCCACAAACUCUCUGCCAAAUAUUUUGGUCCCUUUGAAGUUCUGGAAAAGGUGGGAAGUGUAGCUUACAAGCUCAAACUUCCAGCUUAUGCAAAGAUACAUGAUGUUUUUCAUGUCUCUUUGUUAAGGAAGAAACUGGGCGCUAAUGUGACAGCAGAGGCACAUCUUCCCCAUCUGUCUGAAGCUGGAACUGUGAAAUGGGAACCUGAGGCAGUGCUGCAAACAAGAUUGGUGAAGAGGAGAGGUGAGGCAGCUGCACAGUGGUUAAUUAAAUGGAUGGGAGCUGAAGCCGAGGAUGCUACUUGGGAGUUUGCAGAUCACAUCACCCGCAGAUUUCCGGAGUUCAAGCAUUGA
Messenger RNA from Fragaria vesca subsp. vesca, 618 nucleotides. RefSeq lists its product as uncharacterized. The record is from RefSeq and is a predicted model, not a curated record. The transcript has a single exon. Bases 1 to 618 code for a protein of 205 amino acids. NCBI's taxonomy places the organism in Eukaryota, Viridiplantae, Streptophyta, Magnoliopsida, Rosales, Rosaceae.